AUGGAGGCAAUCCUUGCUGCCAAAACGGAGCUGCUGCGACACAUUGUCCACGGACAACAGCAGCAGCACCAGCAGCCAUAUGGUGGGAGAAACGCCCACCAGCCGCAAGCGACGUCGAGGAUCUCCAGAGCCGGCACAGAGUGCGCCGCCCGUGCCGCUCCUCCGCGCGAGCAGCUUCUCGCCGGCGACCACACGCCACGCGAGGCUGUAGACAGAUCUGAGGGAAGGGAAGCACAGGGACGGGAGGAGGAGGAGCUCGGCAGCUAUCCAUUUUACUCACCGGAAGAUCGACGUGCACCACCAAUACUCCUGCCUUGCUACUGGUUAAGGCGUUGCUGGGCGGCUUCAAGAAGGGUGCAAGGAACUGAUAUGCUGAGGCACUGAUACAUUGUAAGUUCAAAGAUUAGC
Molecule: messenger RNA, 408 nt
Organism: Setaria italica (foxtail millet)
Lineage: Eukaryota; Viridiplantae; Streptophyta; Magnoliopsida; Poales; Poaceae
Exons: 4
Coding region: 1-384 (127 amino acids)
Source: RefSeq, a predicted model, not a curated record